CCAACUAACUCUCCACUGACCGAACCCCAAAAAUCAUUUUCACAGAAGAAAAGGAAAAUCACAAUUUGACCACUUUCUCUCAAAAAACUCUCAUUUACACCCCUGUGAAGCAAACCACCAGCAUCAUCAACCUCAAGCAGCAGCAUGUGUGGCGGUGCUAUCAUCUCUGACUUCAUACCUCCGACCACCACCGCUCGAUCUUCUCGGCGGUUUGCGGAGGGAUUGGAGUGGCUUGGUAUGAAGAAACCCUUCAACAACAAGAAGUACUCGAAGCCAGUUGUUAUUAAUCUUGAUGAUGAUUUCGAGGCUGACUUUCAAGAGUUUAAGGACGAGUCUGAUGUCGAUGAGAAUUAUGAUGUCUUUGUUGAUGCCAAGCCUUUUUCUUUCUCUGCUACUGCUUCUGCCCCUGCUAAGAAACGUUCUGCACCUGUUAAAUCUGCUGAUUUCAGUGGGCAAGCUGAAAAAUCAGCAAAGAGGAAGAGAAAGAACCAGUAUAGAGGAAUCCGGCAGCGCCCAUGGGGAAAAUGGGCUGCCGAGAUUCGUGACCCCAGGAAAGGGGUACGUGUCUGGCUGGGAACGUUCAAUACUGCAGAGGAAGCUGCAAGGGCGUAUGAUGCUGAGGCGCGUAGAAUUCGUGGCAAGAAAGCUAAGGUGAACUUUCCUGAUGAAGCUCCACUUGCUUCAUCAAAGCAGUCAAUUAAGGAAAACUCACGGAAACCACUUCCAAAGACAAAUUCAAGCCAGUCUUUCAGUUACUUGAGCAACCCAGAACUGAAUUAUAAUAAUAUGGGCUUUGUGGAAGAGAAACCACUAGUUAAUCAGUUUGGAUCAAUGAAUUCUUUUCCAGUCAAUGGAGAUUCUGGGAUGAAGACCUUAGCUCCAUCUGACAGUGCUCCUAUGUGUUUCAAUUCUGACCAGGGGAGCAACUCAUUUGAUUGUGACUUUGGGUGGGGAGAACAAACCCCAAUGACUCCUGAAAGCUUGACUGUUCUUGCAGCUACACCAGAAGCUGAUGAAUAUCUCCUUGCUAAUCCUGAGGAGUUGGAAUCAUACUCCGAGAAUGCAGUGCCUGCUGAAGAGAAGAAUGGAAAAUCCCUGUCUGAAGAGUUGCUGGCGUUUGACAGUCAGUUGAAAUACCUUCAGAUGCCAGAUGCUGAGGUUAGUAGCUGGGAGGCUUCUCUUGAUAGCUUCCUUAAUGCAGAGACAACUCAGGAUGGAACAAAUGCAAUGGACUUGUGGAGCUUCGAUGACUUCCCCUCUAUGGUUGGGGGAGUUUAUUGAGCCAACUUUCUGUGCUUGCUAGGCUCUGUAAAUAACAAGGCUACAUGCUCGGAUGGUUGUUUAUCUGAGAUGGGGCUGGAGUACAAACACAGCUGAACAUGCAUAAGCCUUAGUAUGGGAGAAGCAUUCUCAGGAGCUUUUGCCAUAUAAAAGUAGGAGUUGGGUAUCUAGUUCUCGUUUUGUUACAUUUGAAGUCAUUGAACCUGGGAAUGUUGGAUUUGAUGACUGUAAAUGACAAUAUGGUGUGUGUGAUUUGUGUUGAAGACUAAAUCCAUAAAUUUCAACUCUUCUGUUGGUUUCCCUCA
Molecule: messenger RNA, 1586 nt
Organism: Populus nigra (black poplar)
Lineage: Eukaryota; Viridiplantae; Streptophyta; Magnoliopsida; Malpighiales; Salicaceae
Product: ethylene-responsive transcription factor RAP2-12-like
Exons: 3
Coding region: 145-1281 (378 amino acids)
Biological process (GO): regulation of DNA-templated transcription; ethylene-activated signaling pathway
Molecular function (GO): DNA binding; DNA-binding transcription factor activity
Source: RefSeq, a predicted model, not a curated record